UCCGCCAAAUGCUGAUCUCGUCACAUCUCGCGAUAGUUCCUCACUCACUUCUUCCGCCCCGACAAAGACGAAGGAGCAGAAGGGAUCGUCUUCGAAGAUGCCUCAGAGAACAACAGCCGUUCAUUCAGACUCACAUGAGCAGAGCAUCCUGAGCAAAUUCGACAACCUCAGGAAACGGGACCUUCUGUGCGAUGUCACGUUAGUUGUGGAGGACGUGCACUUCAGGGCGCACAAAGCUCUGCUGGCAGCGAGCAGCGAGUACUUCUCCCUCAUGUUCACAUCGGGAGAUCACAUCAGCCGGUCGACCUUUACACUGGGCGGGAUGGAAGCAGAGAUGGUCUCCGCGGUGCUGGAGUUCAUCUACAGUGCACGCGUGUCCCUGGAGGAGAGUUCCGCUGAGCAGCUCCUGGCCACGGCUCAUCUCAUGGAGGUCGGCGACCUUGUCAGAGCGCUCGCUGAACUCACACGCUCUGCGGCAGGGGUUAGAGGUGACAAGGCCAAGGUGCCCGAUCUGUCCAAACGCAAAAAAGGACGACCAAAGAAAAAUGAGGACGUGUCAGUGAAGAAGCUGGAGGACUCUGAGGAGCGUCGGGCUGGAGAUGUGGACUUGCUCGCUGAAGGCGAUUCAGAUUAUAACCCACCGGGGCCCCAGAGUCGACAGAGCAAACGCAAAAUCAGGCCUCCAAUCAAGUACAAGAGUUACAAAGUGGACCAGGAGACAGCGGUGGACAAAGAGCCUAAGAAAAGAGGGAGGAAAAGAAAGUAUCCAAACACGGAGCCUCGAUGUGAGGACUGUGACAAAGUGUUUAAUAACCACCACUUGCUCAAAAUUCAUCAAAGAACUCACACAGGAGAGAAGCCUUUCCGGUGCCAGGUCUGUGGGAACAGCUUCACCCAGAAGCACACGCUGCUCGUUCACCAGCGCAUCCACACCGGAGAGAAGCCGUUCGUUUGUACCAUCUGCUCCAAGACGCUGUGCACCAAGCACACGCUGCGAGAGCACAUGAACCUCCACAAAGAGGAGAAGUCCUUCAACUGCGAUAAAUGUGGAAAGACUUUCACUCAGAAGAGGCAACUUAAGAGUCAUUACAGAGUUCAUACAGGGAAAUCGUGGCCGGAAUGUGCUCAGUGUCAUCACAAGUUUUUGGACACGGCUCAGCUGAAAAAACACCUGAGAACUCACACAGGGGAGAAGCCUUUCACCUGUGAGAUUUGUGGGAAGUGUUUUACAACCAAGAGCACACUGCAGACCCACAUCCGCAUUCACAGAGGUGAGAAACCAUACGAGUGCCCCAUCUGCCACAAGUCCUUCUCAGACCCCAGCGCGAGAAGACGACACGUCACCUCUCACUCCGGAAAGAAACCUUUCACCUGCUCCUCCUGCAACCUGUCCUUCACCCGCCUGGACAAUCUGAAAACUCACACCAAGACCCACAGGAAGGAGCGAGCGGCGUCCACCGAGUCCUCGUCAGACACGGCGGCAGAAGCAUCGGCCGCACCUCAGGAGGAGGUCCGCAACAUCCUGCAGCUUCAGCAGUACCAGCUCCCCUCCGGCUCCCAGCAGGAGAUCCAGCUGGUGGUGACCGGAGAUAUGAAUAACAUUAACUUUGUGCCGGGUCAGGAGCAGGAGAUCAGCAUCAUCACCACAGAAGGGGAGACGGCAGAAUCGUCCGACUCCCGACUCACCCUCCUCACGCAGCCGUCGGGACACAUGCAGAACGUGGCCCUGGUCGCUCAGGGCGCCAUGGUGGACCACGGCCCUCAGAUCCAGACCGUCAGCAUGCUGGAGGGACAGAUGACGCACCCGUCGGAGCAGAUGCAUGUCAUCACUCUGAGUAAAGAGGCGAUGGAGCAGCUGCAGUCCCACCACGGGCCCCCGCAGCCCCUUCAGAUGGCACAGCGCCCCGUGCCGCAGCUGCAGAUGAUGCAGCAGCCGCUCCAGCAGCUGGCCGUCUCUCAGCUGGGCAGGGAGCAGCACAGUCAGGCCAUUCACAUCAGCAGCCAGAGCGGCCAGCCCAUCUCCAUCAGCCAGACCAGCGAGCAGAUCUCCAGCCACCACAUCCAGGGACAAACCUUUCAGAUCCAGGCCGGAACCGUCUCCUACCUGUACACCACCGGGCUCCCGCAGGAGAGCUGAGGGCGCCCGGCUGACGGAGGACGUGAAUGUGACUCUGAGGAAUCUAAUAUGAAAUAUGCUGCUACAGUACACCAGUAUAACAGACUGGUUUUUACUGCUUUUCCCCACUGUAGAGCAAUGGAUUUACAAUCAUGUUCUUGUGAGAGGAAAUCCUGAGAGGAAAAAUAAAAUAAUAUGCA
Molecule: messenger RNA, 2316 nt
Organism: Platichthys flesus (European flounder)
Lineage: Eukaryota; Metazoa; Chordata; Actinopteri; Pleuronectiformes; Pleuronectidae
Gene: zbtb24
Product: zinc finger and BTB domain containing 24
Exons: 7
Coding region: 98-2137 (679 amino acids)
Biological process (GO): regulation of transcription by RNA polymerase II
Cellular component (GO): nucleus
Molecular function (GO): DNA-binding transcription factor activity, RNA polymerase II-specific; RNA polymerase II cis-regulatory region sequence-specific DNA binding; protein binding
Source: RefSeq, a predicted model, not a curated record